Messenger RNA from Nasonia vitripennis (jewel wasp), 1048 nucleotides. RefSeq names its product 39S ribosomal protein L28, mitochondrial (gene mRpL28). Gene Ontology annotation, molecular function: structural constituent of ribosome. The record is from RefSeq and is a predicted model, not a curated record. NCBI's taxonomy places the organism in Eukaryota, Metazoa, Arthropoda, Insecta, Hymenoptera, Pteromalidae. The transcript is spliced from 6 exons. Bases 130 to 969 code for a protein of 279 amino acids. Gene Ontology annotation, cellular component: mitochondrial large ribosomal subunit.
CGCCGGCAGCGGGCAGCGCUGCCUGUCCUGUUUGUUCUGUUUUUUUCUCAAUUUUGCAAAGGAAUGGUGGGAUGGUGUGAGUCGUGAGAGUUUUGUUUUUAAAGAAUUAUUAUCGAGUGCUUUUCUGAGAUGGCACAAUCAUCACAUGCGUGGAAAAAGAAGCUAUAUUACCUUCCAAAAGUAACGAGGUGGUCGAAUGGUAUAGGUGCUGCAUUGCCGGAAGAAUACAAAAAGUUCUGGAAAGAGUGGAAAGUACAGAAGCCUGCUCCAGUUCAUUAUAUUCCAAAACCAGGAAGAUGGGAAAAAAAACCGUCCGGAGACAUACUUCCUGUACAAAAUAUUCCUCUUCCUCUAAAAUAUCCAAAAGAGAUAGAUCAAGGUAUCUGGGGUGGAGAAGCAGUUGUUCAAGGGUUUACCAAAAAGUUCAAGCAUCGUAGAGUGCCACACUUCUGGGUACCUAAGCUUCUUAAGUCAGUUAUAUACAGUGAAAUACUUGACAAGUAUGUAAAGACAAUAGUGACUUAUAGGGCUUUGCAACUAAUACACGAUAAUUAUGGAUUUGAUCAUUAUGUGUUGAAGACGAAAGCAUGUGAUUUGAGGUCACUGCUCGCUCUGAAAUUAAAAAGAGAAAUGCUUAUACAACUUUGGGACAAAACAUUGUACCCUAAUGAUCCUAUUAAGCAAGAAGAAGUAUAUGCUAAAUAUGAACACUAUCUGCCAAAUUAUACAAGGGAGGAAAUUGAGUGGUAUGGAUUGACAUGGAAAGAAGCAUGCAAUAAGCUCAUACGGAUACAAACAGCUGCUUACAAAGCUGAGCCAUUGAAAAUAAAAUUCAGAGAACAAUUCAUUAAAGAACUUGAACAAGAAAAGCUAGAAGAACAAGAAGAAAAUGACAAUGAUGUCAAAAGCAAAAGAUCGUGGUUAUCCAAGCUCAAUCCAUUUGGUAGUGACAAGUCAACUACUGUCUAAAGGAAAUUCAUGCUUAUUACAUUUGUAAAUACGGUAAAAAUUAAGAGGAAAUAAAUAAUAUUCAUCUGAUUAUCAUACA